This is a messenger RNA of Oncorhynchus tshawytscha (Chinook salmon), 2211 nucleotides long. Its product is annotated as nuclear inhibitor of protein phosphatase 1-like. Gene Ontology annotation, molecular function: protein binding; mRNA binding; protein serine/threonine phosphatase inhibitor activity. The record is from RefSeq and is a predicted model, not a curated record. The transcript is spliced from 7 exons. Gene Ontology annotation, cellular component: nuclear speck. NCBI's taxonomy places the organism in Eukaryota, Metazoa, Chordata, Actinopteri, Salmoniformes, Salmonidae. Bases 59 to 1117 code for a protein of 352 amino acids.
ACCAAGGCAACAUUUUACCCAGCAUUCAACGGGUUUGUGAAUGGGAUAAUGCUGCAAGAUGGCGACAAUUGCAACUGCUACAAACUUACCAUCUUUUGAUUGUCCAACAUGGGCAGGCAAGCCCCCUCCAGGACUCCAUUUGGACGUGAUGAAAGGUGACAAAAUGGUCGAGAAACUGAUCAUUGAUGAGAAAAAGUACUACUUAUUCGGGAGGAACCCGGACAUGUGUGACUUCACCAUCGACCACCAGUCAUGUUCACGCGUGCAUGCUGCCCUGGUCUACCACAAGCACCUGAAGAGGGUGUUCCUUAUUGAUAACAACAGCACGCAUGGUACCUUCCUGGGACACAUCCGCCUGGAGCCCAAUAAGCCUCAGCAGGUCCCCAUAGACUCCACCAUGUCGUUUGGGGCGUCCACGCGAGCCUACACCAUCCGGGAGAAACCUCAGAGCCAGCAAGGAACCAAUGCCGCCACAGGGGACAGCAAGGCCGGAGAGGACGAGGAGGGGUCUAAGGGCCUCUUAGGAUUACCAGAGGAGGAGACCGAAUUAGAGAACCUGACAGAGUUCAACACGGCCCACAACAAGCGCAUCUCCACCCUGACCAUCGAGGAGGGCAACCUAGAGAUCCAGAGACCCAAGAGGAAGAGGCGGAACUCCAGAGUCACCUUCAACGAGGACGAUGAGGUCAUCAACCCGGAGGACAUUGAUCCCUCAGUGGGGCGCUUCAGGAACAUGGUGCAGACUGCUGUCGUCCCUAUAAAGAAACAGAAAAUGGAGAGGCACGGCUCACUUAGUAUGGACGACGUUGUGACGAGGCGCAUCCACAACUACACCUUCGGCGGAGGCCUUUACGGGGACCUGCCACCCACCAGCCACGAGGGCCACCACGCCGGGGCCCCGAGCGGAGCCACUAUCCUGGGGGGUCUCCCUCUGCCCUUCCCCAACCCGGCCCCAGAGGUGAACCUGGCCCCGGACGCCCCCCAGCCACCUGUCACCCUCAACCCUGUCCCCGUUACAGGCCCCUAUCCCUCCGAGGUCCUCAACGAGCCCCGCAAGAAAAAGUACGCUAAAGAGGCAUGGCCAGGCAAGAAGCCCACCCCCUCCCUACUAAUCUAACCCUCUCCCUACACUACGGCUCUUUCUCGAUUCGUCUUUCCUCUGUUCUUUACCUCCUCUCUCAUGCAUUGUAGAAGAUCCAAGGUCUCUCCUCUUGGACCUUCUCCAACGUAUUUUGAGGCGAGGAGAGAGGACAUGAGAAAUCCAGGAAAGCCGAAUUGGGAAAGAGCCUAUGUGGUGGAGGCAGGGCUGACUCUCAGGGUAUGGGCGGAGACAUCAGGGACCAUGACCCGUUGGAGGCGGAUUGAUUUUUCUUAAGACUGUUUUGUCAAUGUUUUCUACGUUACUUCCUCGUUCUCCUAAAGAUUAUCCGAAAGUCUUCAGUAGUACAUUCCAUGAAGACAGGAACACCACUCCUUCGGGAGAUGAAUGUUUGAUGUGUUUUACAAAUGAAGUCAUGUAAAAAAAGGCAGUACUUGGCAGACCAAGUCAGUUGGUCAGAUAAGAGUAACUUGUGGCAUAAAUCAGUGUCCCGUGGCCGUGAUAUUUGACCUCUAAUUGAUAGUCAGGCAUCGUGCAGGGAAACAAACACGAAGCGAAUGUAACUUAGGAAAACAGCCCUUAUGUUGGAAACAAACAUCAUUAUGUUCUCAUCCAGAUUCACAUGGAUUUAUUUUCCAUGCUACAGCACCCAAUAUUACAGCAGGUUUUUAAAGGACCUGCUCCGUGUUGCCAUUUUUGCUAUGGGAAAAACAUUGCGAUACUGGUAUCACAGCCUAAUCGUUAUAUGGUUGGUCACUGUGAGUUCCAUAUUACGAUCUCCACUUCCUUCUUUAAGGUCUUGAUAUUUGUUUGAAGUCUAUCUUUGGACAUAGUAUUUUUGCUCACUGUAAACAUGCAUAUACAGUGCAUUCGGAAAGUAUUCAGACCCCUUGAUUUUUUUCCCCCACAUUUUGUUACUUAACAGCCUUAUUCUAAAAUGGGUGCAAUUUUUUUAUUUUUUUAUCCAUCUGCACACAAUACUCCACGUCGAAGCAAAAACAGUGUUUUAGACAUUUUAGCAAGUUAUUAAAAAUAGAAUGCUGAAAUAUCACAUUUACAUAAUCGCACCUUUGGCAGCGAUUACAGCCUCGAGUCUUCUUGGGUAUGGCGCU